Messenger RNA from Aedes aegypti (yellow fever mosquito), 1907 nucleotides. Its product is annotated as copper transporter 5.1. NCBI's taxonomy places the organism in Eukaryota, Metazoa, Arthropoda, Insecta, Diptera, Culicidae. Gene Ontology annotation, biological process: intracellular copper ion homeostasis; copper ion transmembrane transport. The transcript has 4 exons. Gene Ontology annotation, molecular function: copper ion transmembrane transporter activity. Gene Ontology annotation, cellular component: plasma membrane. Bases 582 to 1214 code for a protein of 210 amino acids. The record is from RefSeq and is a predicted model, not a curated record.
GUCUCUCGCAGCUGCCCGUCCCACGAAUCAAGGCGCUUUAAAUGUGGAAACCCCCUUUUCCAUGCACAACUCGAAUAAGAUCGAUGCAGAAGCAGGUACUGGACAAGAGUGAAUGGAUUCAGUAUAGAACCUGCCUGUCGACGUCGCGGUACGUAACUUCGGGCGCAUCGACAGACUUCGGGCGCGUGCAUUUCUACUAUAUGUGAUUAACAAAUCAGCCAGCAGAAAAAAAAACAAUGAUGGAUCAGCUAAAAAUGCAUUAGAUCUGGGAGAUCUGCCCGUCACUGUUCGUCAACGACGGUGAAACAAAUUGAAUAUCCCAAAGUGUGAGUAUUUCGUGUGGUUUUUGCGACUCAGUCACGACUCGAGAACAAAACGUGAGCACAAUUUGGAUGACAAUAAUCACCAUUAGCAGGGAAGUCUCGCAAGAACAGCCUACUACGACUAUUUGAUAGUUCCAGUCGCUCAAAUCACGGCGCGGUUGCGGUGCUCUUGUACUCGAGGUGACCAACCAAACCACUUGUGGAAAGUACACACAGCUGUUCGGUAGAUAAGCCGCCCAUAGGAAGGCCUGUUCCACAAUGCACAUGCACAUGUCGUUCUGGUGGGGCGCCGACGUGGGCGAUGUGUUCUUCCAGGGGCUCACGGUGAGCACGACCGGAGCGAUGGUGGCACUCUGCGUGACUCUCACGGUGCUGUCGAUCGUGUACGAGGGUCUUAAGGUUCACGGUGCCAAGGUGCGCGCACGUGCCGCUCGCGAGCGGAAACAAUCCGCUUCGUGCCCACCAAGCGAGAGCGCCACGCUCCUUUCCCUAGAAACAUCCCCAGGAGUGCUGCGGCCGCUGUCCCGUCGGUUCUGUGCCUUCUUCGCCGAGGCCACCAUCUUCCUGUUCCACAACAUGCUCGGCUAUGCCCUGAUGCUCACGGUAAUGAUCUACAACGGGUACCUGUUUGUGGCCGUCGUCGGCGGUAUGGCUCUGGGGUACUUCUUCUUCGGACACAUGUCCAUGAAGGUCAAUAUGGAGAACGUGCAGGCUCGACGGACGAAUGUUAUCUGCACGGCUCGCUGUUUACAGGCAGAUUCAGUGAACCCAUCGACUUCGUCCAGUCUGGACCACCACCAGCAUCAGCAGUUCGGGACGAACGAGCUCAACUACGACGGAACGGAACCGUCGACCUCGACGGUAGUGAUCCAUCAUCAUGCGUGCCAUUGAGGAAUACAUACCUCAGCGUAUUCCACAAAAAAAAACGUGAACAAGCACAAGAUAUUACGUAAUCUCAGCCAUUUUGUUGCUAGGGUAGAAACAAAGACAACUGUUACGAAACCAAAUCACACAGCAACCAUGGGGGAUCAUCGCAAUCGUCGCCAUUUUUUCGUAGAACGAAGAAACACAAAAGGAUAAAACUUUUUCUAAGCUAGAAUUUAUGCUGUGAUCUACAGAGAAGCAUCGCGGGGAGCCAAUCUUCAGAGCCGUAGGAAACAUAGACAAAACUGUGAAGCCAAUCAAAGUUGUUUUUAAGUAUCACUACACUACUAGAUCGAUUUCGUCUGGGUGGAUGGUUUAAGUCUAGAUCCAGUUAAGUUUUCCGUGCUAAUUUAAGAUGUGUACACCUGGUGUAACUUCUGAUCGAAACCGUAGGUUCUUUCCAAUAUUUCAGAAUAGCGUUUUCAAUAUGUAAUGUGUUAUUUUACCGUUAUUUUUAACAUUCUGUGUGAUAAUUUUUUUUCCACGAAUUUACGUCCAUUCAGCUAUAUAGUUUCAGUAGGAAGCAUAAGAAAAGUAUUUUACCAAAAGGCGACAACAGUCCUCAAUGUUGAACUUGAAGUCUUCUAAGGCUAUUGCUGUACAAUUCGUUGAAAGUAAAUAUUGAAUAAAGAUAUUUAAUCGUAUUACAUAGUAUAAAAA